This is a messenger RNA of Anneissia japonica, 1187 nucleotides long. Its product is annotated as galactosylceramide sulfotransferase-like. The transcript has a single exon. Gene Ontology annotation, biological process: glycolipid biosynthetic process. The record is from RefSeq and is a predicted model, not a curated record. Gene Ontology annotation, cellular component: membrane. Bases 229 to 867 code for a protein of 212 amino acids. Gene Ontology annotation, molecular function: galactosylceramide sulfotransferase activity. NCBI's taxonomy places the organism in Eukaryota, Metazoa, Echinodermata, Crinoidea, Comatulida, Comatulidae.
GUCAGAAACAUUUCCCAAUUUGUCCAUUUCAAUCGCACUUCUGUUUCAGCAAUUACGGAGCUGGACGUGUUCACUCGCCAUGUUCGUUAUAACCAUAAGGAAUUUGAUUUGGCUAUUCCUGGAGCUAAACACGUGACCAUCCUCAGAAAUCCAGUGUAUCAAUUCGAGUCUGCAUUUGUGUUUUAUGAGGUUGCUGACAAGCUUAACAUAUCAAAAUUUGAAAAUCCGAUGGAUAUGUUCUUUCAGAAACCACACGAGUACAUAUCUCAAAGGUUUUACCGAUGGGAGACUGUUUUUAAUCAUCAGUUGUUUGAUCUCGGAUUCGAUACCAAGCUAUCAAGUAGCCAAGAUGCUGUACAAUUUAAAAUUCUACAACUUUCAAACGAUUUUGAUUUAGUCAUGAUUUCAGAAUAUUUCGACGAGUCAUUAAUUCUAUUAAAACAACUUUUAUGCUGGGAUUUUGAAGACAUUUUAUAUUUAUCUAAGAAUAGAAGAAGCAGUUCCAGUCACUACCAAAUGACUAGUUCAUUAGUGUCAUAUGUUUCACAGUGGAACAAAGCAGAUAUGAAAUUAUAUAACCAUUUUAACAAAACAUUAUGGUUGAAAAUUAAACAAUAUGGUCACUAUUUUGUUAAGGAUUUAAGUGAAUUUAGAUCACGAUUAAAGGUUGUUAAUGAAAAAUGCAUAGAAGGCAGUAGGCAGAUCUAUAAGAAACGACGUGGAGAUACAGAAUUCGAAGAGUAUGAAUUGAGAAGUGAUCUGCCGGUUAGUGAUUUAACAUUCUGCCAAGACUUACUGAAAGCCCAUUCAGAUUUAUAUAAACUGUUAAAAAGGGACAUGAUAACCCGAGGUAGCAUAAGACAAUGAUUAGCCAAUAAAAUAUAGGAACAACCUCAUAUUAAAGUUAAAUAUUUAAAAAGAAGUAUUUUAAAUUAACAGAAUAUUCUGUGAAAAUUUGAAUUAUCGCUUUCUGAUAAGCAAACGCCUUAAUGAAACAUCUAAACCAUACUUAUUCCAAAUAUCGUUUCAUGGUUAAUCAACUGGUCAUAUUUAAUUUAUUUUUACGAAAAAUAAAGUGCAUGUGAUCAAUAAAUAUGAAACUAUGAAACUAUGAAUGAUAUUUGAGAUAUUCACGUUCGGUAUUCCUGAAACACGGCGAAACCAGCAUUAUCAAUUCUCUCUUACUA